This is a messenger RNA of Cucumis sativus (cucumber), 1169 nucleotides long. Its product is annotated as signal recognition particle 19 kDa protein. The transcript is spliced from 4 exons. The coding region runs from base 328 to 732 and encodes 134 amino acids. Gene Ontology annotation, molecular function: 7S RNA binding. Gene Ontology annotation, biological process: SRP-dependent cotranslational protein targeting to membrane, signal sequence recognition; SRP-dependent cotranslational protein targeting to membrane. Gene Ontology annotation, cellular component: signal recognition particle, endoplasmic reticulum targeting. NCBI's taxonomy places the organism in Eukaryota, Viridiplantae, Streptophyta, Magnoliopsida, Cucurbitales, Cucurbitaceae. The record is from RefSeq and is a predicted model, not a curated record.
CGAGUGCGAUCACUGGGCACAGCCACGCCAAGGAUUAAAGCCCACUCGAGCAGUGGCAUUUUUACAAUUUUGGCCUACAAAUUUCGAUGGCAUAUUCGUAAAUUUUUAUUAGAGUUUUGAUUUCAAUUUUCUUUUCUUUCUUUGGGGGCGUUAUAGGAAAAAAAAAUCCUUUUCCGUAGAAUCAGAUCUUGAACUUUAAUCAAUUUUGGCCUACAAAUUUCGAUGGCAUAUUCGUAAAUCAGAUCUCUGUUUAGCUUCUCGAUUCGCAUUCUUAAUCAGUUGAUUCUUAAUUUGGUAGGUGCAUUGUGAUAGGAAUUUGGUCGGAAUAUGGAUGGAGAAAUUCCCAACAUAAAGAGAUGGGUAGUGUUGUAUCCCAUUUAUAUUAAUUCAAAGAAAACAAUUGCUGAAGGAAGACGUAUAGGUGUUAGCAAAGCUUGUGAGAAUCCUACGUGUGCUGAGAUUGGAGAUUGCUGCAGUCAUCUCAAACUUCCCUUUGCCAUUGAGAUUGAUAAAGCAUAUCCUCGUGAUUUCAUGCAAAGAGGGAGAGUGCGGGUUCAGCUGAAGAAGGAGGAUGGAGCUCUCUCCAAUCCAGCUAUUACUUCCAGAAAACAACUUAUGCUUCGUAUAGCCGAACUUGUUCCUAGACAUCCUGGGAGGACUAAGAAGCAGGAGCCAGCAUCCUCAUCAACAGCAGGACCUUCAAAAGGCAAGGGUGGAAGAAAGAAGAAAUAGUUGCAUUGCCAUUAUGAAAUUGUUAGAACCAGAUUGUUAUCAACGAGGCAGGCGGUUUCGUUUUCAGUUCUUAGUUCUUAAUUCUUAAAAGUUGGUGUUCUACCCCGGCUCUCAUCCGAAACGAAAACUAACACAAUGGUCCGAAAGUUUUUGUGAAACGUCAUCGAUACUUUUUCUUUAAUGGUCGAUAAAAAAAGUCAGGAAUACAAUUUUUAAGUGUUAACAAAUAUCACAUUUGGUGUAGCCUGGGAUUGUUUUGAACAUUUUUGUAAAUUAGUGGAUCAAGAAGUGCUUUUACUAAGAUAAAAUUUCAUGUUGGACAAAAGGAAAGUGGAUGGGAAUUUAGUUGAAUGGUCCACUUUUUUUUCUUCAAAUCCUAAGAUUGGAUGUGAAAUAACCUUUCUAUGAAUAUGAUUCACAGGUCUGGAGAUUGAUAA